AUGAAUUCUUCAAACUACAAACUUAGUAUGCAAACCAUGCAGUACAACAACUAUGCUGUGACCAAGCUGAAGGAAGGUAAAGCAAUCGAAGCCUUUCAUUUGCUGUCCAAGGCUUGCCGGGCUGCAAACAGAGCCCAAAAGGGUAAGGACUACAUCAGCUGCACCAACCGUAUGUAUCAGUAUACGUGGCUUGAUUGCUCCAAAGCUCUGGCACAUAAAAUGACUGGGACGAGAAGCUUCAACGACGGAAGCUUACCAUUUCUCUUUCUCCAAUUCCUUUGGAUCGAACCUCCAAUGGAAUGCUCUUCCAUGGAGCACGACAUGGACGACGAACAAAUGUCAGUCCAUGUGCGAGGAUUUAUUUGGGUGCUAUGGUACAAUCUUGCCACAGUGUCCAUAUUACUGGGAAGCCCAGUUGGAGCAAGCGGCAAUCGUUUACUGAAGCAAUCCCUCGACUUGUUUCGCUUGGUUCAAAGCGUUGUGGAUCCCCAACCAUUGUCAAAGCAUUGGGUGAUCCUCAAACUGUCCAUUUUGAACAAUGAGGCCUGUGUACUCAGUGAGCUCUCUGAGUCUCGACAACGCUUGGAUCGACUGAUCAAGAUGGGACUGGCACUAAGCAAUAUGUCCGACUUGCUAGGUCCCGAAGAUCGAGAGCAAUUUAUAUGGACUGUCAAGUCGAUGGCGGACGAUCGCUUUGCGGCUGCUGCCUAA
Cylindrotheca closterium is the source of this 711-nucleotide messenger RNA. The record is from the annotation of a GenBank genome assembly. Lineage: Eukaryota; Bacillariophyta; Bacillariophyceae; Bacillariales; Bacillariaceae.